UCGAGGGCACUACUGAGCACUACUAUAAACCUGUAGCCUGUGUAGUGCACUUGUGUAGGGUUUAGGGAGUUAUUUGGGAUUUUGCCAUCUCCUGCUGUCUUUCCCGAGUGGACAGAUGGCUCAAAGACGACUGAAGCACUAAAUGCCGAGCCGGAGCCGAGGGAUGUUGACGAUGGUGUGAAUAUGGCACCAUGGCAGAGGACGUGCUCAGAGACUCCUCACUGUCCUUAAAGACGGCCGUCCUGCGUGCGGCGGACGUUCCUCUGUCCGUCUUUUCCUCCCUUCCACAGGUGAGCCUGAGCUCUGGCACUAAGAAGCUCGUGGCCGUUGCUGCCUUCGGCGCCGUCUCCGUCCUCUUCCUCGCCCGUCGCUUCAGGAGGCGGAAGGGGAAGAAAAAAGUGGUGCAGGAGCAGAAGAGGUCUGACUUCCUCUCCACGCUUCCACCACUGAAAGAUGCUGCUUGCACCCGUCCGAACCUCAGUUUGUGUCUGAACUCGAAGAGCGGCUUUUCCCGUCACACUGUGUCUAACGGUGGCUUACACAGCAAACUCUCCAGCUCCCUGCAGAGUCUGAACUCGGUGAAGAGUGUGAACUCUUGCAGCGAGGGCACCAACGGAUCGGCUUGCUGGGACGGAACGGACGAUGGCGAUCUGCGUAACGUCGUCACGACUCCAGAAAACCUCUACCUGAUGGGUAUGGAGUUGUUUGAGGAGGCGCUACGACGCUGGGAAGAGGCGCUAAGUUUCCGCAGCCGGCUAGCUGACGACGAGGCAGAGUGCUGUUCUGUAAAACUGGGAGCCGGAGACGCCAUCGCCGAGGAGACCGUAGAGGACAUCAUCAGCGGCGAGUUCAUCCGUAAGCUGGAGUCUCUGCUGCAGAGGGCGUAUCGGCUCCAGGAGGAGUUCGAAGGAGCGGUGGGAUUCACGGAUCCGUCUUCACACCACAGCGAGAAACACCCCGAAGGUUCCGCGAGAGACGAUCUGGAUGACUCGUGCUGGAGAGACACCUUGAGCAUCGGCUCCACUGACUCGUUCGUGUCUGCUGCAGAGCUGUCUGAGCAUAAGAGUGCCUUGGGUCUCAGCUCUCUCUGUCGUUACCCGUUCUACGAGGAGGCUCUGCAGAUGGCCGAGGACGGGAAAGUAUCCUGUCGAGUUCUCCGAACUGAGAUGCUUGAAUGCCUUGGAGACACAGAUUUCCUCGCCAAGCUGCACUGCAUCCGCCAGGCUUGUCAGGUCAUUCUCCAAGAAAUGUCGACUCAGAAGUUUCUGGCUGACACGGGCAAAAAGAUCUUGUCCUCAAUAAUCGUGAAAGCCAGAAAGAACCCUAAGAGAUUUGAGGAAGUUUACGAGGAGAUGAUCGGCUUCCUGGAGCAGAGGGAGCACUGGGAGAAAACCGAAGCCGAGCUCUCUACGAGAGGAGUAAGGCAUUUAAACUUCUACGACAUCGUCCUCGACUUUAUCCUCAUGGACUCUUUUGAGGAUCUGGAGAAUCCGCCCAUGUCCAUUAUGAAUGUCGUUAACAACCGCUGGCUUAACGAUGCCUUCAAAGAAACCGCGGUGGCAUCAAGCUGCUGGUCUGUUCUAAAGCAGAAGCGACAACAUGUGAAGGAUCAGGACGGCUUUAUCGCUCACUUCUACGCGGUGUGUGAGCACAUCAGCCCCGAGUUAGCGUGGGGUUUCCUGGGGCCUAAAAGCUCCCUGCAUGACUUCUGCUGCUUCUUCAAGGAGCAGGUGCUGCUCUUCCUGAAGGACAUCUUCGAUCUGGAGAAGGUGCGUUACUCUAGCGUGGACACUCUGGCCGAAGACGUACUGCACCUGUUGCACUACCGAGCCGAGUUGCUUCUGAGCUACUCGGGCUCUGACUGCACCCCCCACGCUAACGGCUGCGUCGGUACGAUGUCCCGGCUGGUGCCCGGCGCCCUGCCCGAGACCCGGGUGCAGUGAGAAACUCUCCACCGAUUCGGAAUUUCAUCCAUCCUUAAACAGGAAGAACAACGUCUUUUACAAUCAGUGCUUUGUUUUUGACUUUUCUAUAUUGAUAAAGGUCAAAGUGUAGCAUGUAGUCGAGUGAAACUAUUAUAACGUGCUGCUCUAUUUGGAGUGAUCACACUUGGUAUUUGUAUGAAGUAUUUAUUUCAUAUCUGUUUUUAUUCUUGAAAUGAAUGAUCGACUGAUCUCAAAAUGUGAAUGAGUGCUGGGAAUUGGAUCGAAUGUCAUUCAAAAAGGCCCUACCUCUGACUAGAAUUGUCCAAAAUUGUCCAAAAUUAAUACCCACUUCUUACUUUUUGAUAGAUGAACCAGAAAUUUGGGCUUUUAAGAGUCUUUUUUUUUUUUUUUUUUUUUUCUCUUUUCACCAAGAGUGCAUACUGUAUAGCAACGGAGGACGGAUUAUUUUAAAUAUCACAUACUGGUCAUUUUGUUGUGACAAUAAUAAGGCUUACUGUUAGCACCUGUAUUGUGUUCUCAAGUUUGAAGUAAAUGUUGGAUGUGUUUCUUUUUUUAUUAUUCAAAAUUUUAACAAAUUAUAAGACAGAUGGUUCUUUAGUCAUGACUUGGCUGAGGGACUGUCAUUGUGUCUAAAAGGGUGGAGCUUAAGUUAAAUCAGCCAUUUGCAAAAUUGAUCAUAUAAUAUAAUAUAUUAUAAGCUAGUUAACGGUACGUGUCACUAGCUAGCUAGUUACCACUAGCUAACUAAUAAUGAUUGCGUCGAUACAAUAAAUCAGGAGUCGAGUUCACUGAUGUUUGUUAAAUUACCGUGGUGAAGUUAUACACUCUGAUUUGUGAUUAAUUAAUGAAAUUUAACAUAAGUUCCACCCUUGUUAAUACUUUAAUGCCAGGAUGUGAGCUAAACUGCCUGUUCAGUUGUUAAGCUAAAUGCUAAAUAUUUAUUCUAAAAGAACUUGGAUGUAUUUUGUCUAAUUACCACAUUAUUUUUCUGUAAAAAUGUCCAAAGAUUGUGCUGCUACAAUGUCAAAUUUAUGAGCUAAUAAAAGGCCAAUGGAAAGUG
Pangasianodon hypophthalmus (striped catfish) is the source of this 3006-nucleotide messenger RNA. It is a transcript of the gene miga1, whose product is annotated as mitoguardin 1. The record is from RefSeq and is a predicted model, not a curated record. The coding region runs from base 192 to 1943 and encodes 583 amino acids. Gene Ontology annotation, biological process: mitochondrial fusion. Lineage: Eukaryota; Metazoa; Chordata; Actinopteri; Siluriformes; Pangasiidae. The transcript has 16 exons.